AUGCUGCCGUCCUACGCUCCCCACAGAUCCAGGGGGGGCCGAGGGAACGGCCUGUACAUGGUGCUGGUCGUGGUGCUCAGCGUCGCCCUGGUGGGCCAGUUCAUUUACUGGAGGCGCCAAGUGUCUGAUCUGGCUCUGGAGGUUGGCGGCGUGCACGCCAGGAUGGAGAAGCAGGAGAAGGCGGUGCGGGAGGAGCUGACGGAGCAGAAGAACUCCGUGCAGAGGAUAAUGGAGGAAAAGGCCGCCCUGGAGAAACUCAACCAGUUCCUGCAGGAGAAGCUCAACGACUGCGAGGGCGAGAAGACGGAGAAGGCGAGGGAGGCCGAGGACCUGAGAGCCAAGCAGGGCACCCUCCAGGCGGACCUCGACCAGCUGCAGCGCGAGUGCAAGGAGCUGAACUCGCGCACCGCCGAGGCCGAGGGCCAGGCCGCCGACCUCAAGCAGGAGCUCGCGGCGAUGCGCGGCUCGGGCAACGCCCAGCCAGAGAACGUCAAGCCCGCGCCCAAGGUGGUCGAUCAGGCGGUGCCCAAGGCGCCGGUCACCAGCCCGGUGACGACUGCAGUCACGAGCCCAGUCACCGCCAACCAGGGGGCAGAGACGGUUGGCAGCGGAGGGGAUGCGCACGGGACCGCCGAGAAUGAGAAGGCCGAGGAGGGCACGGCGAUCCAGACGGGCGGCGUUGGCGAGGAGUACGCGAACCAGACCUCGGAGGUGUUGGCCAGGGUCGCGGGCGGAGACGUGCUGGGGUUGUUGGAUCGGGAGGGUCAGGGCCGGGACGGCGAGGGCGAGAAUGCGGAGGAGUCCGCGGGGGAGGGCGGGCUGGGGGACAGGGGCGAAGACGGCAAAUUUGACGCGUGGUCGAAUCAAGAAGGCCCCCCGACGCUGAUUCGCCCGCCUGACCUGAUCGGAAAGGGGGCAUCGGACGUGCAGGGUGCAAACGGUUAUCGAAUGGACUCCGGAAGGGAAGAGAGUGCGGGCCUCCUGCAAACGAGCAGACGAUCUGCACUGCAAGCUGUUCUGCUGGAUGCCGAAGAGUGA
This is a messenger RNA of Ostreobium quekettii, 1038 nucleotides long. NCBI's taxonomy places the organism in Eukaryota, Viridiplantae, Chlorophyta, Ulvophyceae, Bryopsidales, Ostreobiaceae. The record is from the annotation of a GenBank genome assembly.